Dunckerocampus dactyliophorus (ringed pipefish) is the source of this 321-nucleotide messenger RNA. RefSeq names its product prokineticin 2 (gene prok2). Bases 1 to 321 code for a protein of 106 amino acids. The record is from RefSeq and is a predicted model, not a curated record. The transcript has 3 exons. Lineage: Eukaryota; Metazoa; Chordata; Actinopteri; Syngnathiformes; Syngnathidae.
AUGAAGUCCUUCUUUUUGAUGUUCUUCUUCCUCGUCUUGGUGUCCCGUGGGUCUUCAGCCGUCAUCACGGGGGCAUGCGAGAAAGACCCCCAGUGUGGGGGAGGGAUGUGUUGUGCGGUGAGUCUGUGGAUUGGCAGCCUGCAUAUGUGCACGCCGAUGGGCGAGGAAGGGGACGACUGCCACCCUAUGAGCCACAAAGUUCCUUUCUUCAGGAGGAGACUUCAUCACACAUGUCCCUGUCUUCCCAACCUGGUUUGCGUCUCUGUAGAGGAAGGAAGAUCCAAAUGUCUACCAUACCAGACAGAGCAGGACUACAUCUGA